CGGCGUACGCAAACUGAGAGUAGCUGUCACUCAGUGGACCAAGAUUAUUUAGUUUCUGUUUAGUUUAUAUAUUAAAGACAUUGUGCACAUAAUAUGUAACGCUUUGGAUUGACAAUCCGAGUGAUAUUUGAUGUAGUCACGACUGUAUGUUGACGAGUCACGAUUAUUAUUUGACUAGAGUACUGACGCGUGGCGCAUUACGCAAUAAAACGACUUGCGAUACACUUAUUUCAUAUCAUAGACGGCUGUAAUCACGACUAAAACAUAGUUGCAAAUAGUAUGCAUGGCAAAUGACAUUUGUGAAUGUGUCUUUACCGUUUGAGGAAGUGUUUUUGACCAAAAGAGAGGAGUAUGAGAAACUGCUCAAUGAUGGAGCCCUGAUGUUUCAGCAGGUGCCUUUGCUUGAAAUGGACGGGAUGCAGCUCGUGCAGUCAAAGGCUAUCUUGCAUUACAUCGCUGGAAAAUGCAGCCUAUAUGCAAAAGACCAUAAAGAACGGGCUAUGAUCGACAUGUAUUCAGAGGCUGCCAGCGAUCUAAUGAUACUUUCCCCAACACUGAUUAUUAUGUAUCCUUUCAAACCAGCUGAAAACACACAGAUUCACCUCAGUAAUAUAGAGCAGAAGGCCACAGAUCACUUUCUUCCUGUGUUUGAAAAGGGUCUUGCAAACUCUCAGUUCCUUGUGGGAAACCAGUUGAGCCGUGCUGACGUCCACCUUCUUGAAGCCUCUCUGAUGUUGCAGGAGUUGCUCCCUACCAUACUUUCAGCCUUUCCCAAAAUCCAGGCGUCUCAAGAGAAAAUGAAGGCCUUCCCAACAAUCAGCAAGUUUCUCCAGCCUGGCAGUGCAAGAAAACCUCCACCCGAUGAGGUGUAUGUGAAAACCGUGAUGGCGGUGUUGAGCCACCUUUUUAAGCAGGAGGCCCAAUGAAUUCAAAACCGUUAGAUGAUGUUAAUCACCAAUUAAUCUGCAAGCUUGCAAGAUUAAAGCUGAGACUCUAAAACCAACAGAUUUAUUUGGAAUGUUCAAGAUACAACUUGAUGAUUACAAAGUGAUAAUACUGUGACAUGAACACAUCAGAUGUCGUGAGAAAGGUCCCAGUGUGGUCCGUCCACGAGCACUUAGAAGAUCAAAAGCCGCAAAACCAUCAGGAGGCUGAAAACAGAAGACCGUCUGAUUGAGCAUUUACACCGAACCAGCAAAAUAAACAGACGGCUCAUCAUGCCACAUCUGCACCUGUCAGUGUGACGUAACAUGCAUUUGCUUUAGCUAUAAUAUUGAUCUAUUGGAGCAUAU
Molecule: messenger RNA, 1292 nt
Organism: Sinocyclocheilus anshuiensis
Lineage: Eukaryota; Metazoa; Chordata; Actinopteri; Cypriniformes; Cyprinidae
Product: glutathione S-transferase-like
Exons: 6
Coding region: 291-926 (211 amino acids)
Biological process (GO): glutathione metabolic process
Molecular function (GO): glutathione transferase activity
Source: RefSeq, a predicted model, not a curated record